AUGGUGAAGCAACUGAAAGAUUAUUUAGAAUAUAACGGCUACCCAUUAAGUGUCUGCUGGAGUGAGGACGCGACUAGAAUUACUGGUGGAGUCGAAUAUAGGUCUACUACAGACCAGCUCAGUGGCCUUGUUGCUCCACUAAACGAAACCAGUGGCCUACCAAUCACAGGAAUCUUCGAUUGUGAAUCGCCUCAACGGGUAAUUGAAAACAUAAAAAAGUAUCCAGUGGGUAGAAACGUUCAACUUGCUAUGGCGCAGCCUAUUGCAUUGAACGCAGCACCAUUCUGUGUACUCUAUUACUGCACUGAUAAUAAGUUUGAUACUACAUCGGUGCAGAAAAAAUGGUAUCAUGUAACAGAGGAAUUCAAAAAGGUCGGAAUUUCGAUCGCAUGCAAGGCUACUGAUGGGGACAGCCGAUUCAUUGGGGCUAUGGUAAAGGAAAUGGGUUUAGAUAAUCCAGGCACCAACCAACCAAACGAAUUUGGCAACUGGUUCAUAUCGCUAGAAAGCAUAGUCUAUGUCCAAGACCCAACUCAUCUGGCUAAUAAAUUGCGGACAAGACUGAUGAAAACCAGCAAACCACUCAUAUUAGGGAAUUUCAAUGUAUCUUGCAUACAUUUGAUGGAGUUAGUGUCUACUGUGUCUAAGGAUCAGCAUGGUUUAUCUUUAAGUGACAUUAACGAUACCGAUAAAAUGAAAUUUCGGCCUGUAGAGAAGAUGACGGAAGACCGAGUAAUCUCGUGUCUUCAACAAGUUCCAGGCAGUGAAGCAACGGCAAUAUUCUUACAGGCAAUACGAAAAGCCAUGUCAUCGUACAUGGACUCAACACAAACACCAUUGCAGAAAGUGCAUGAUAUUUGGCACACGUUAUUUCUGAUUAGGAGCUGGCGCAAUUGGUGUAUUAAAAAAUAUCAUAACAUUCAGCACUGCGUAACGACGAAUGCAUAUUGGGGACUGGAAAUUAAUGCUCAUGCAUUAAUUAACUAUAUUGUCCAUUGUCGGAACAGCAACAAUGAAUUCCAUACCACGCUGCUUCAAAGCCAAACAUGCGAAGGGACGUUUAGAGAUGCUCGAGCUUUCACGUCAACUGAAUCCACGGUUGUAAAUUUCACUAUUCAGGGGUUCGAGUCACGACUCAACAAAAUUCAAUUCAAAAAAGACAUCAUGCAUCGAAACGAACAUACUUUAAAUUUUCCAAGUAUGAAGAGACAACCUUGUGAAGCAGAUGUACUUUUUGAGAUGCCAACAAAUAUGGAUAUUAAAGAUGCAGUUGAAUAUGCACAGCAGUCAGUUCGAGAAAUUUUGCUAGAACUGGGCGUGGAUGCGGAAGAUAUUUCGUUUGAAAGCAGUAUAACUACCCACAAACCAACAUUAAAGUUGACAAGUGACUGCGGUGAUUUUGAAUUCAUUUCAAUACCAGAAGAAUUUGAACCUUGCGUGCCAAAAAAUAAUGAGGAUGUACAUGAUGCAGUGGAACUAUUCGAUAAUAUCGGUGAAGAGCUCAUGCUACCUGAUUCCAGAAACUAUAAAAAUGUAUUCAAGAUAAGAAACCAACGCAACAAAAUCGUGCAUGUUAAAAAACGAACAUUUUUGUGGAUGCUUACGUUAGGAUUGCAGAAAUGCUCGGUAGAUCGUACGUAUCGGUUCUUUGAUAAGCAAGCCAAGAAAAAUAAACCACGCUAUGCUAAUGAAACCUUUAAGGAUAUCGUUACUGGAGAAUAUUUGCUGAUGAAGGAAAAAGAGCAACUAAGCGUUUUCAAAGUGUACGGAUUCAAAUAUUUAAAAGGAAAAAAACAAUCAUACACUCUAUCAACUGUUCCUACAAAAGCUCCUGAAAAUGUAGCGCCCAGAGGAAUAGGACUACUGGGUAGCAAAUUCAAAAUAAUUGAAUGCGAUGGAGACUACGUUUUAGAAUUUACAAGCAACAAUGUUGUUAUAGAUGUGAAACACUAUGUAUCUCAUUUGCUGAAGCCGUCUGCCCUAUCCGCAUUAUUCUAUUACCCAGGAGAGUGCGUGACAUACAUAAAUAGCUUCAAUGUUUACAAAAAUGACACGGACUCCAGUCGGGACUACACAUUGGAUGCAGCCGUCUCCAAGGAUGCCUGCAACGGACGAGCUCCGUUGCUACACGAUCCUACCAUCUUCGGCGGAAGAAAUGUUGUCAGGAUAAAGUUCCUGAAGACCACCGAAGACGCCUUCGCAGUCGAACGCAGCAUCCAGCACUUGAACAACAGUCCAAUCGGAAAUGAUGCUAGCAAAAUUCAGAUUGCAUUUUCCAAGCAGAACUACUUGUCAGAGCCCAUCAACCCCUACACCCUGCCGGACAAUUCGAUUAGCUUCAAGGACUACAGCGCCUCCAAGAACAAUCACUUCCUUUCGUUGACCCAGGCCAGCAAAAAUCGAAUUCUCCACUGCUUCAAUACCCCACCCGUAUGCCGUCCGAAGAUCUGCUGCUGA
Molecule: messenger RNA, 2457 nt
Organism: Ochlerotatus camptorhynchus
Lineage: Eukaryota; Metazoa; Arthropoda; Insecta; Diptera; Culicidae
Exons: 5
Coding region: 1-2457 (818 amino acids)
Source: RefSeq, a predicted model, not a curated record